Gorilla gorilla gorilla (western lowland gorilla) is the source of this 1260-nucleotide messenger RNA. It is a transcript of the gene PRSS37, whose product is annotated as serine protease 37. Gene Ontology annotation, biological process: positive regulation of acrosome reaction; proteolysis. The record is from RefSeq and is a predicted model, not a curated record. NCBI's taxonomy places the organism in Eukaryota, Metazoa, Chordata, Mammalia, Primates, Hominidae. Gene Ontology annotation, cellular component: acrosomal vesicle. The transcript is spliced from 5 exons. Gene Ontology annotation, molecular function: serine-type endopeptidase activity. The coding region runs from base 441 to 1148 and encodes 235 amino acids.
AAGCAAACCUCAGGACACUUACUCCCUGAGCUAAGGUAAAGAAUAUGGUCCCUCAUAGCCCUGGUCUCAGAAACUCUGUGGGGAAGAUAAGUCCUGAGCCUAGAGCUGCCAUUUCCACAGACAACUGAACUACCUUCAAACAGAUGUGUUUUUAGGGGCAGCAGAUAGAAGGAGCUGAAUCCAGGAGUUUCCUUCCCUGAAAUGCCCCAACAGAGGCACAGUCCUCCACCUUCCCUGGAACAGAAGGGCUUUCAUCUAUCUCUCUGAAGCCAUCUCCCUCCCCUGUUUAUGCCCAGAGCUGCUUUCCAAUCCCAUGGAGUGCCUCCGUAUCUAACCAUAGCCACUGAGUCUACCAGGUGUUCCUGAGAAGACAACUAAGCCAACCACUCCACACUCUGCUGAUUUUCUUCUACAUCUCACAGGGGAAGAGCUGGAUCACCAUGAAAUAUGUCUUCUUUCUGGGUGUCCUCGCUGGGACAUUUUUCUUUGCUGACUCAUCUGUUCAGAAAGAAGACCCUGCUCCCUAUUUGGUGUACCUCAAGUCUCACUUCAACCCCUGUGUGGGCGUCCUCAUCAAACCCAGCUGGGUGCUGGCCCCAGCUCACUGCUAUUUACCAAAUCUGAAAGUAAUGCUGGGAAAUUUCAAGAGCAGAGUCAGAGACGGUACUGAACAGACAAUUAACCCCAUUCAGAUCGUCCGCUACUGGAACUACAGUGAUAGCGCCCCACAGGAUGACCUCAUGCUCAUCAAGCUGGCUAAGCCUGCCAUGCUCAAUCCCAAAGUCCAGCCCCUUCCCCUCGCCACCACCAAUGUCCGGCCAGGCACUGUCUGUCUACUCUCAGGUUUGGACUGGAGCCAAGAAAACAGUGGCCGACACCCUGACUUGCGGCAGAACCUGGAGGCCCCCGUGAUGUCUGAUCGAGAAUGCCAAAAAACAGAACAAGGAAAAAGCCACAGGAAUUCCUUAUGUGUGAAAUUUGUGAAAGUAUUCAGCCGAAUUUUUGGGGAGGUGGCCGUUGCUACUGUCAUCUGCAAAGACAAGCUCCAGGGAAUCGAGGUGGGGCACUUCAUGGGAGGGGACGUCGGCAUCUACACCAAUGUUUACAAAUAUGUAUCCUGGAUUGAGAACACUGCUAAGGACAAGUGAGACCCUACUUCUCCCUCUGCAUUCCACUGGCUCUGCCAUGGACUAUACAAGCAGAUAAUUUUCCCUCUAUUCAAAAUAAAAUCUCCAAAUGAAAAUUUGGGAAUGUAGCAUA